CCCAAUACCUCGUUCUUAUUUUCUGCAUGCAGUCCGCGACCUCCAACUCGGUCGAGUGGAGCGCGUCGCAGGCUCCCGCGAGAACAGCGACCAUCUGCGUGCGGCAAGGGCGUGAUUUGAAGCCAACCGACCUCAAUGGACUCGCCGACCCGUACUGCAAGAUUGUCGUGCACGGUCCAGAGUCGCGGUCGAAAAAAGUCCAACACAAGACGACAGUUCGUCCAGAAACGCUCAGCCCAACGUGGGCAGAAAGCUUCGAAGUGCCAUUGGAGGAGCAUGAUCCGUACAUUGUCAUUGAGGUCUGGGAUCGAGACCAGUUCAAUCAGGACGACUUUAUGGGUCGUAUUAUGCUGCCUGUGCGGCUGUUGUCCGACACUCCCACGUUGAACUGGUACCCGUUGUGCCGCGCUACUCCGAAAGAUAUUGUAAAGGGUGAGAUUGAGCUGGAAAUCAGCAUCAACCCGCCAAUCGACACUUUCGAACAGUCCUCGCUUCAUGCGGAGCUGUUUGAGAUGUGCCGCUACAAGGGCCUGAAUGUCAUGGUGCUCUGCCACGACUUGAGUGACCAUGCUCGGAGCAACACGAGCACGCUAGAUGGUCGGGUCUUUACGCCAUCCUUGUCACCACGCUCUCAGAAUGCGAUAACGCGAGCGGUGUUUGAAAUACCCGGACCGGCCGAAACCAUCGAGCUUGCGGUGCCCGACGUCCUCAUUGAUGUUGGAGGGGCACGAACAGCGGGGCGAGUGUUUCUGACCAACUUUCGGCUUGUGCUCGUGAGCGAGCGAGAUGCGGCGGCCGCUGCGCAAUUGUCGUCUCAGGCAACUGGCCCCUCACGACAGCCAGCCGGUAAUACAAGCACCAACCCACCCACUUCGAGUGCCAGCGACGCAGCAGGACCCCCAUUCACUGCUGCUUCGACUGGAGACCUUCUUGGUGUCGGCCGCUCGCCAAGUCUCCGCCAGUCACCAUCGAUCGGCUCGCUCGCAGCGCGCCAGUACUACUCACAGGGACCAUCUGGCUUGCAGCUUUUGUCUGCCGGUGUUCUGGCUCUUGAAGGCGGCGAUUUCUCAAUGUCCAUUCCAUUUGGCGUCAUCACGGAGGUGUCCAAGGGAAAUCCAGAGCAGGUGCGACGACAGCAGACAGCCGGCACCGUCGACGGAUUCAAGAUUGAUGCCAAAUCGCUAACGAUUCGGUGUUCCGAUUUCCGCAACAUUCGCAUCAUUUGCCAUUCGGACGCGUCCAUCCUGAACUUUAACGCGCUGAAACGACGCCUGCAGCACCAUCACGCGAACGCUGCCGAUCAUCCUGUUGCCUACGAUUUCGUCAAGGCCUAUCCUACCCUGACACGCGGCUGGAUGUACCGUCCUUCGACCGAUUCCGUUUCUGCCAGGUCGGCCACCUUGCAACAGCAGCCUUCUGCUGGCGCCACCCCAUCACCCCAGUCCGCAGAUCCCGCCUCGACGAGCGCCGCUGCUCCGAGUGCUGAUGCAGGCGGCACCGCCCAAGCUCCCUCCAAUGCCGAUGGAGAGUCAUCCAAGCUCAUGUAUUCGUUGAGCAUUAACGACCUUGAUCUCGUCGGUAGCGAGCCGGAUCUCGUUUUCCAGAGCCCCACUCCUUCACCUCAUCCGUCGCAGCAAGCGGACGCCCUCGUUCCUUUGCCCGCCAUUUCUGAGCGUCGCAAAGCUCAGCUGAUACUCGACAUGCCGAACGCUGCCCUGCCGCCUCAAACGCUCAAUGCUGCGACUCGACCCCAGCUCUCCCUGGUGCAGCAGCCAGCGACUUCGGCAUCGCCCGCUCCAAGACAGGAAAUCUGGCCAGAACCCAUCGCGCAAGCCGUCAUCCCGGCACGUGUGCAGUCGCCCCCGUCUGGCGAGACGCCAGGGAGUCGCACGCCAGUCGAGUUUACUCCGUUCGUGCCCGUGCGGUCGUUUGACAUGAGCUCUGAGAUGCGACGACAGGGCGUCCUGCCCGACAAGUGGAAGCUGUCCACGAUCAAUGACCUCUACAAGCUCUGCUCGUCGUACCCCGACGAGUUCUUUGUGCCCGCAGAGAUUGAUGACGACAUUUUGAUUGAAUCCGCUGCGUUCCGAUCCCGCGGACGCCUGCCGGUGCUGACCUGGUACAACGCCCGCAAGGGCAACGUUAUUGUCCGGUCUGCGCAGCCGCUGGUUGGCGCCACCAACAAAUACUCGACUGCAGACGAGCGUCUCAUUGAAACGAUCCGAUGCCUCGGGUCCCCUCAAAAGCAUCUCGUCAUCUUUGAUGCGCGCUCAAUCAUGGCCGCCGGCGGCAACAAGCUCAAAGGAAAGGGCACCGAAGACACGGCUGGUCGGUACACCAACUGCAAAAUCCUCUUUCUCGACAUUGGCAACAUUCACGCAAUGCGGGACAGCUUUGAUGCCCUCGCUGCCAUGUGCGAGAGCGCCCCAGAUGCCAGCUGGCUUUCCGCACUCGAGUCGACGCAGUGGCUAUCGCACCUGCGUUCGUUGCUUUCCGCCGCUGUGACAAUUUCGCGCUACGUCGACGACCGUGGCAUGUCUGUUCUUGUCCAUUGCUCGGAUGGCUGGGAUCGCACUGCACAGCUCACGACGCUGGCGCAAUUGCUUCUGGAUCCCUUUUACCGAACCUUCCUCGGCUUUCCAGUGCUGAUCAUGAAGGAUUGGCUUGCGUUUGGCCACAAAUUCCGCGAGCGUCUCGGCACGCAUGAUUCUCCGAACGAACGCAGCCCGAUCUUUUUGCAGUUUCUCGACUGCGUUUGGCAGAUUCAGCAGCAGUUUCCGAGCGCCUUUGAGUUCAGUGGCGAGUAUCUACGUCGCAUUGCCGAGCACCACAACUCAAAGUGGUUUGGCACGUUCUUGCACAGCACCGACAAGGACCGUCGGCUGAAUCAGGCCGCGACUUCAACCGUGUCCAUUUGGGCCUAUCUCGAUGCAUCUCGCACCGAGCUCCGCAAUCCCCACUACGAGUGCACCAAUCAGGUGUUGUGCCCGAAAACGAGCGUCAAAUCUUUGCGUUUAUGGAGCCAGUACUUUUUGCGCUUUGACGAGCUGUCUCGCCUCGCAAAAGAUGUACCAGAGGACGACGACGUGACCGACAGCGGUUCCAUCAUUCCAGGCCAAGGGACGACAUCUCAAGUCGGGCCCAGCGCGACGCCGACUGUGGUUAUGUGGGUGCCAGAUCACCGAGUCAAAGCAUGCCACGAUUGUCAGCUUCGUUUUUCGCAACUCCGGCGCAAACACCACUGCCGUGGAUGCGGUCAAAUAUUCUGCAGCGAAUGCGUCAAACAGAAGCUUCAUCUUCCACAGCUGGGCUACACUGCAGAAGAGAAAGUUUGCGAGACUUGUUUUGCCAAGUACAACCCUCAACCGAACGUCGUGGCACCCUCGCAACCCGUCCCAAAGUCACUUGAGGUGCGCCCGACGCAUCUUUUCGACACGUAAUGAUUGUAGUACUAAGAAACACCAAAGCAAACAACAUGAUUGAUAAAGUGCGAAUUGGUUGUUCGAUGAUCACACAAUGAAGGGUUUAUUAUUUCGUG
This is a messenger RNA of Capsaspora owczarzaki ATCC 30864, 3538 nucleotides long. Its product is annotated as myotubularin. Lineage: Eukaryota; Filasterea; Ministeriida; Capsasporidae. The transcript has 7 exons. Bases 27 to 3440 code for a protein of 1137 amino acids. Gene Ontology annotation, molecular function: phosphatase activity; metal ion binding. The record is from RefSeq and is a predicted model, not a curated record. Gene Ontology annotation, biological process: dephosphorylation.